CGCCAGGAGCCGCCUGGCCAGCUCCGCCCCUUCCUCUCCCGGGCUGUGGCCACGCGCGGCGGUUCCGCUUGCUUCUCCUCUGGCCGCCCGGUGGCCCUCCCGCCAUUGUAGGAGGCCGCGCCCUGCCCUGCAGAUCUCGAGACAGCGAGCCAACGGGGCGGCGGCGGCGGCGGCGGCGAGCUCGGCUGGUGCCUGAGGCGUGCGAAGCGGCCUGGAGGGCUGCGGGAGCUCUUGGCAGAAGUGCAUUGACUAGCCAUUAAGUAUCAUGUCUGACAACGGAGAACUCGAAGAUAAGCCACCAGCUCCACCUGUUCGGAUGAGCAGCACUAUCUUCAGUUCAGGAGGGAAAGAUCCCUUAUCUGCUAAUCAUAGCUUGAAACCCCUGCCCUCUGUUCCAGAAGAGAAAAAGCCUAGGAACAAAAUCAUCUCUAUUUUCUCUGGCACUGAAAAAGGGAGUAGGAAAAAGGAAAAAGAAAGGCCUGAAAUCUCUCCCCCAUCAGACUUUGAACAUACCAUUCAUGUUGGCUUUGAUGCAGUUACAGGAGAAUUCACUGGAAUGCCAGAGCAGUGGGCUCGGCUGCUACAGACGUCAAAUAUCACCAAGCUAGAACAGAAGAAGAAUCCUCAGGCUGUCCUUGAUGUGCUGAAGUUCUAUGAUUCUAAAGACACAGCAAGACAGAAAUAUUUGAGUUUUUCUGCUACAGACAAAGAUGGAUUCCCCUCAGGAGCACCAGCACCCAAUGCAAAAGGGUCAGAGCCUGCAGCGCCUGAAGAGGAAGAUGAUGAUGAAGUGGCUCCUCCGGUUAUUGCCCCACGACCAGAUCAUACAAAAUCAAUUUAUACGCGAUCCGUAAUAGAUCCCAUCCCAGCACCUUCUGGUGACACAGGUGACACAGUUGCUAAAUCGGCAGAUAAGCAGAAAAAGAAAGUUAAGAUGUCAGAUGAAGAAAUCACGGAAAAGCUGCGAACUAUUGUGAGUAUAGGAGAUCCCAAGAAAAAAUAUACGAGAUACGAAAAAAUAGGACAGGGGGCUUCGGGUACAGUUUUCAUUGCCAUUGAUGUAGCAACAGGACAGGAGGUUGCUAUUAAACAGAUAAAUCUUCAGAAACAACCGAAGAAGGAGUUAAUUAUCAAUGAGAUCCUGGUAAUGAAAGAGUUGAAGAACCCAAACAUAGUCAACUUUUUGGACAGUUUCCUAAUGGAAGAUGAAUUGUUUGUCAUAAUGGAAUAUCUGGCUGGUGGAUCCCUCACAGAUGUCGUUACGGAGACUUGCAUGGAUGAGGCACAGAUUGCCGCUGUCUGUCGAGAGUGUUUGCAGGCAUUGGAAUUCCUACAUGCCAAUCAGGUUAUCCACAGAGAUAUUAAAAGUGACAACGUCCUAUUGGGAAUGGAUGGAUCAGUUAAACUGACUGAUUUUGGUUUCUGUGCACAGAUUACUCCAGAACAGAGCAAACGUAGUACUAUGGUUGGAACACCUUAUUGGAUGGCUCCUGAAGUGGUCACACGAAAGGCCUAUGGCCCCAAAGUGGAUAUCUGGUCCCUGGGUAUCAUGGCUAUUGAAAUGGUUGAAGGCGAACCCCCAUAUCUCAAUGAAAACCCUUUGAGGGCAUUAUAUUUAAUAGCAACAAACGGCACUCCAGAGUUGCAGAACCCAGAGAAAUUGUCCCCAAUAUUUCGUGACUUUCUAAAUAGUUGUUUGGAAAUGGAUGUAGAGAAAAGAGGGUCAGCCAAAGAACUGUUACAGCAUCCUUUCCUGAAACUGGCCAAACCUUUGUCAAGCUUGACGCCGUUGAUCCUAGCAGCCAAAGAAGCAAUGAAGAGUAACCGUUAGCAUUGCUGCUGUGGCCUUCAUCAUUUUUUUUUAUUUUUGUUUUUUGUUUUUAAAGUUUUUCAUAAUAUAUAAAUUGUUGCUCUUGUUAGGGAGGUUGAAAGUCUGCAAAAGGGAAAAAAAAGAUCUCUCACCUGGAAGACACAAGAGAAGAAAAAAUGGUGGUGGUAGUAGUGAACUCUUCUGGAAGAAGUUGUGAACUGAAUCACUGGCCUUUUCACCACUUUUGCAGACAACUCAUAUGUAUUUUGCUAUGCCUGGGAGGUGUUUUUUAUGACUUUGCUGUACCAGAUCCCAUUCAUUGUGCUCUGUUGGGCACUUUCAAUACUUGAACAACAGAUUCAAGCUUUUGGAGGGAGGCAUUACCUUGAUCGGCUGACCUUCCCCCCUCUCCCUUACAUUUGUCAGUCAUUCAAAAUAUUGCAACCUCUGAGUUACUAAAAGGCAGAUAUGGUAGAAAUGUGAAAAUUCCUCUUAUUCACCUAUCUCUUAGCAUACAAUUUAGCUAUAACUGUAUUGUAGCAUUAACCACCCAGCCACCAAGGAACUGUAAUUUUUUCCCAAUGACUGUUCUUAAAGACAGAAGAACAUGAGUAGAGGGGAAGAAGAAGGUUCAGCAACGUCUGAUACAGAAUUUUGUUGCAUGGACUUUUUAACAUAAGGGAAUGAUGCCUCUGAAUUUAGGAGAUUGAAUACAUGUGGGGAAGAGGAAAAAAGUGUUGCUUUUCUUUUCUUGGUUAAUGCUCAAACCAUCCCUUGGGCUUGGGGAGAGAACUCCAUCCCUGUGACUUGUCUUCCAUUCCUUCCUUGCCUGUGUAGGCUUGUUGGUAACAUUUUAAAGGGAUGUCUUGAAAGUGUGUGGUUUUAUAGCAAAGUGUUGUAUCCAUGUUCUGACUUGGGCUUUGGGCUUUAUGCUGGUGCCUUCUGAAUUUUUAAAUUGCUCUUCUUUGUCUUAAGUACCUUUUGUAUAUGUUGUACAUUUCCCCUCCAAAGCAACUUUGGAGCUGUCAGGAUUAAGUAUUAGAGCUCUCUUCCUUUUUAUAUGUAUAAAAAUGUAUAUGUUCACCA
Messenger RNA from Lacerta agilis (Sand lizard), 2896 nucleotides. It is a transcript of the gene PAK2, whose product is annotated as p21 (RAC1) activated kinase 2. The coding region runs from base 266 to 1831 and encodes 521 amino acids. Gene Ontology annotation, molecular function: protein serine/threonine kinase activity; ATP binding. Gene Ontology annotation, biological process: protein phosphorylation; regulation of MAPK cascade; regulation of axonogenesis. Gene Ontology annotation, cellular component: cytoplasm. NCBI's taxonomy places the organism in Eukaryota, Metazoa, Chordata, Lepidosauria, Squamata, Lacertidae. The transcript is spliced from 15 exons. The record is from RefSeq and is a predicted model, not a curated record.